AUGUACAACAUCAGUACUGAAAAGAGUACAAAGGAAAUGAAACCAGUUACUACUACUCAUGGUUUUGGAUUGAGAAAAGGUGCAUGGACUGCACAUGAAGAUACGCUUCUUAAGAAGUGUAUUGAGAAAUAUGGGGAAGGGAAAUGGCACCUCGUUGCUCUUAGAGCAGGGUUAAGCAGAUGCAGAAAGAGUUGUAGACUGCGAUGGUUGAAUUAUCUCAGGCCAAAUAUAAAAAGAGGAAAUUUUGGUGAAGAUGAAGUUGAUCUCAUACUCAGGCUUCACAAGCUUUUAGGAAAUAGAUGGUCAUUGAUUGCUGGGAGAAUACCGGGAAGAACCGCUAAUGAUGUGAAGAACUACUGGAACACAAAUAUUCACCCUCGUUCCAAACAACAAAAGAAAAAAUCUAGUGAUGCUAAACCCAUGCAACACAUCACAACAACAGUUAUUAAGCCAAAACCACUUGCCUUCUCCAAUACCCUAAACCACUGCAUGGAUGACAACCCCCAGAUUAUGGCCCAUGGAGAGUGUAGCCUAAUAAGAACAUCAAAUGAUGAUGAUAAUAACAACUGUGAUAUAUCCUUCGGGUUAACGUCAUCACCCACUGUACUUGAUGACAAGGGUAAGGAGUAUUUAGACGACUUAUUUGAUGAUAUUGAAAUGGAAGAUGGCAAAUUUGGGUGGUUGUUUGGUGGUUCUCCGGUGGCAGGACAGGAAUUAAAUGUUGUUGAGCAAGAAGAUGGCCAAAAUGAUCAGUUGUUAGAAUUUCCAAUGGAUGAAGUUGCGUGGAAGCUUAUUGAUUAG
Lactuca virosa is the source of this 801-nucleotide messenger RNA. Lineage: Eukaryota; Viridiplantae; Streptophyta; Magnoliopsida; Asterales; Asteraceae. The record is from the annotation of a GenBank genome assembly.